Acanthocheilonema viteae is the source of this 1167-nucleotide messenger RNA. Lineage: Eukaryota; Metazoa; Nematoda; Chromadorea; Rhabditida; Onchocercidae. The record is from the annotation of a GenBank genome assembly.
AUGUUUUAUUCUGGAAUACGCGGAAAUUUAUGUUCAGAUGUACCGUCACUAACUGGACCACGGCAUGAUGUUGUCAUUUGCGGUAGCAGUGCAGUGGUGCAGCAGCCAACCAUUCGUCAAAAUGUUGCGACACGUAGAGUUUUCCGCCCUUCACGUGAAACACAAGCUGGAUCAAGUGUGACUGAAGAGUGGGUUAGCAAUACUGUUACUGAAAUUGGUGGAAGUAGUAGCAACAGAAGCAGCAGCAGCUUACGGAGACAGCAUCUUUUCACUCGUUCCAAUCGUACUUCACGUGAACAGAGUCUAGCUGUUCGAAGCUUAAACGGCGCUUCGAAUUCUAUAUCACGCACUGCGACCAUGGUGGUGGAAUUGAAUGGUUCACGGUCACGCAUCCAGUCAAAUGCUAAUCCUGCGGGUUCUUAUUAUGAGGACAUGUUCUGUCCAAGUCGGUUUGAUAUAAUAAUCAGUUCUUCACCACCACCGCUUGAAGUAAUGGAAGCAUAUGCAUGGAAUCCAGAUGAUCGCUCAUUGAAUAUUUUUGUUAAGGAUGAUGAUCGAUUGACAUUCCACAGACACCCCGUUGCUCAGUCCACCGACUCCAUUCGUGCUAAGAUUGGUUUCUCGAAAGGUUUCCAUGUUUGGCAAAUUAGAUGGCCACAGAGACAAAGAGGAACUCAUGCUUCAGUUGGUGUAGCAACGAAAGCAGCAUCAUUGCAUGCUGUUGGUUAUACUUCACUUAUUGGUUCGAAUAGUGAAUCAUAUGGAUGGGAUUUGAUACGCAAUAAGUGUUACCAUGAUUCAAAGAAUACAAACGGUUGGACAUAUCCUAAAUGUAUAUUACGCGAUGAAAAUCAUCUGGCACCUGAUCAGUUCUAUUGUAUUCUUGAUAUGGACGAAGGAUACAUGGCCUUUGCUUCUGAUGCUGAUUAUUAUGGUGUAGCAUUUACGGGUUUGAAAGGUCGAGAAUUAUAUCCAGUUGUUUCUGCUGUUUGGGGUCACUGUGAAAUUACGAUUAAAUAUCUUGGAGGACUUGACCCUGAACCGUUAACGCUUUUGGAAUUGUGCCGACGAUCAAUUCGAACAUAUUUAGGAAAAGAACGUAUCUGUCGAGUACGGGAGCUGAAGUUACCAACCGGCCUAAAAAAAUAUUUGCUACACAAAUGCUAA